ACCACACUUCCGGGGUCGGCUCGCGGCUUUUUCCUGUCCCGCCCAGUGAGGCGGUUCCGGCAGCGAGUGCGAGGAGGUGCCUGGACAAAUUCCGUGGCAGUUGGACAGCAAAAUGGCCACCAAGAUGGAGAGCAACGAGAAUGUAGUCAUGACCUUCUAUAACCCCGAGGUUCCCAAAGUAAAAGGGAAGCGGACAUACCAAAAGCCUACGCUGCCCACCAACAAACACCCGGGGGCCUCGAUGCCUCCCCAGCGGCGGCAGCAGCACGUGCAUCAGACACACACCUACCUCCGGAUGUUCUGCGGCAGCCUCUGCGGCUUCAGCCUCCUCGUGGCCCUCUGCACGAGCCCCCUGAGCUGGGUGCAGCUGUUGGUGAUCAGAGACGGCACGGAGCUCUACGCGGGACUCUGGACCCUGUGCAGCCACGAGCUGUGCUGGACCCACACGCCCAGGCCACCCUACUACCUCCAGUUUUCCAGGGCCGCCUCCAUCAUCUCCAUCCUCACCACCCUCACUGGCCUUGGCUGGCUCUUAUACUCUUGCCUCCCUGGAAGGGGAAUUGUCUCCAACUUGGAUCUGAAGCUAUCCAUGCUCAGCUUCGCCUCAGCCGCCUGCUUGCUCUUGUGCCUCAGCUUGUUUCUGGAGCAGGUCAACUGGCACUCGAAGGACACCAUGGAGCCAGAUUUCUUGUGGACUUACCACCUGAACUGGUGGGGAGACUUCUUGUACACGUCUGCUGGGAUCAUCUCUUUUCUCAACUACCUAUCUCUCAUGGUUCUUCCCUCUGACCAAAGCGCCGCUGUGCCUGAGCCAGUAGAGGCCUCGCGGCUGGGGAUCGGUCCAGUGACAACAGAGGAGCUUGCUGAAGACGAAGAGUCAGAUUCUUCGUAAAAAAAAAUAAUAAUAAAAAAUCAAGCAAACGACCAAGUACGGAACUGAGGCGGCAGCGGGAACACCUCUCUGCCGGUUGUCUUACAAAUGGGGGAGAAGCGGAGUUGGCAAUAAU
Molecule: messenger RNA, 1007 nt
Organism: Lepus europaeus (European hare)
Lineage: Eukaryota; Metazoa; Chordata; Mammalia; Lagomorpha; Leporidae
Gene: TMEM202
Product: transmembrane protein 202
Exons: 6
Coding region: 113-892 (259 amino acids)
Cellular component (GO): plasma membrane
Source: RefSeq, a predicted model, not a curated record